GAGUGAGACCUCCUGCGGAUACUGAUCAGAGGAUCUUUGACCGUAUUGAAAGGCACGAUGGCAGGCAGCGCGUGGAGGUCAAUGCUGUCUCAAGUGGUGGCGCAGUCCACCAGAAGAACCUGUCUGUCUUCAGCUUCCUUGUCCAGAGGGAUCCAGACGGUCACACUGAUCCCCGGAGACGGGAUCGGACCAGAGAUCUCUACCGCUGUCAUGAAGAUCUUUGAGGCCGCGAAGGCGCCCAUCAGCUGGGAGGAGAGGAACGUGACGGCCAUCAAAGGGCCGGGUGGCAGGUGGAUGAUUCCUCCUGAUGCCAAAGAGUCCAUGGACCGCAGCAAGAUCGGACUGAAGGGACCCCUGAAGACCCCCAUCGCCGCCGGCCACCCCUCCAUGAACCUGCUGCUGAGGAAGACCUUUGACCUCUACGCCAACGUGCGACCUUGCAUCUCCAUCGAAGGCUACAAGACGCCGUACACCGACGUCAACCUGGUGACCAUCCGGGAGAACACGGAGGGCGAGUACAGCGGCAUCGAACACGUGAUCGUUGAGGGCGUCGUCCAGAGCAUCAAACUCAUCACCGAGGACGCCAGCAGACGCAUCGCUGAGUACGCCUUCGAGUACGCACGAAACAACCAGAGGGCGAGCGUGACGGCCGUCCACAAGGCCAACAUCAUGCGGAUGUCAGACGGCCUUUUCCUGAGGAAGUGUCGCGAGGUGGCAGAAGGCUACAAAGACAUAAAGUUCACAGAGAUGUACUUGGACACCGUGUGUCUCAAUAUGGUUCAGGACCCCACGCAGUUUGACGUCCUGGUGAUGCCGAACCUGUACGGAGACAUCCUCAGUGACCUGUGUGCCGGUCUCAUCGGAGGACUCGGUGUGACUCCCAGCGGAAACAUCGGAGCCAACGGAGUCGCCAUCUUUGAAUCGGUCCACGGAACCGCCCCCGACAUCGCCGGUCUGGACUUGGCCAACCCCACCGCCCUGCUGCUCAGCGCCGUGAUGAUGCUGCGUCACAUGGGCCACCAUGACUACGGCAACAAGAUCCAGACGGCCUGCUUCGACACCAUCAGGGACAAGAAGGUUCUGACUGGAGAUCUGGGAGGAAACUCAAAGUGUUCAGAGUUUACAGCUGAGAUCUGCCAUCGUGUCCAGGACCUGGACUGAAGCAGCAGGAGCCUCUGAAUGGACCUGUGUCCCCAUAAAGCGUCUCCAUGAGGCGUGAGGGGGGGGGCGCGCAACUUUCACAGCUCAGAUGUGCACAAACGUCACAUGACCAAGAGCUUCAGCUCUCUGCUUUGCUUUUCACAUGUUCGUUCAUUUUUAACGGUGAUUUACUUACUACUUAUGUAUUUAUUGUUUCCUGUUGGUCUCCUGCUGCUCUUUAGAAACUAUAUAUGAAUUCAUAAAUAUAUAAAAUAAAGUCUGCUUCUGUUCACUCAUUAAAACAGCUGUUUGACAACAUUA
Pungitius pungitius (ninespine stickleback) is the source of this 1461-nucleotide messenger RNA. RefSeq names its product isocitrate dehydrogenase [NAD] subunit alpha, mitochondrial-like. The record is from RefSeq and is a predicted model, not a curated record. Bases 58 to 1161 code for a protein of 367 amino acids. Gene Ontology annotation, cellular component: mitochondrion. Gene Ontology annotation, molecular function: magnesium ion binding; NAD binding; isocitrate dehydrogenase (NAD+) activity. NCBI's taxonomy places the organism in Eukaryota, Metazoa, Chordata, Actinopteri, Perciformes, Gasterosteidae. The transcript has 11 exons. Gene Ontology annotation, biological process: tricarboxylic acid cycle; isocitrate metabolic process.